UCUGAUUCGACCUCGUGCCUAUGCCCUCCACCGACGCCUACCUUCCCCAUCAACCUCCGACCUCAACGUUAUUGCAGUCUCCUCUCUCUCUCUCUCUCUCUCGCAGCCCUCUUUCUCUCUAUCACAAACCUCCUUCUCUGGCUUAUUGUUUCUUUCUGACAGCGACGAGGCUAAAAGUUUGCUUUUUCGAGGUCAGAUUUGAGGCCACUGCCCGCAGAUUCAUCGGGAAGCAGAAGAACGAAGGUCGUCGGAGAAAAGAUACAUCGGUGGAGGCGACGGCGGCGCUGCUGUCGCUCUUGAUGAACGAAAAGGGGAAAGGGCUGGUGGCAAUAAAGUGAAAAUUUGAUAUGCAAGAAGGGGAAACCGAAUUCCAUCCGUAAUUGAUCAGGAAUCGGAGUUCGGAUUCCCUGCUACCAAACAUGACAUAAUAUGAUAUGAUCCGGCGUGAGAGAUGAACGAACCAAUCGAAAAGCCUUUUCCAUAGUGCUGGGCUUUGGGAUUGGAUGGGGCCUCCAGUUAAAUUAUAAUAUAAUAUAAUAAUUAUGGAAUGGAUUGGACGGACGGACGGACGGAUGGAUGGAUGGAUGGAUGGGCCUGCUCACUUCUUCUUCUUCCUGCUGCCCCAUCCACGCUAGGCCCCCGCCGGCGGAUUAAGAAGGUGGGCUCCUCCCUCCCUCCACUGCGGGACUAGGCCAGUACGACGGCUACGACUUUAUCUUCUUCCUCUUUCUCCUCCUCCUUCGUCUUCUUCUGAGAGCGGAAAGAUCUUCCGGUCUCCAUUCAAUCCCAACUCUGCUCCCUCCCUACAAUAUAUUACAAAGUAAAAACCGAAACAGGGAGGAAUGACAGCGGCCCCAAUCUUAUCCGCUGCCGGUGGAAUUUACGCCGGAGCUCAGUCUUCCGGCGGCUUCUGCCCCUCCUCCUGUUGUUUCCAGUCUGCGUCGCCUGCACGGGGAAAGUACUUGAUGCGAAUGCGGAGCCGCUUUGAUGGGCCUCAACGGACAUUCCCGACCUCUUCUUGGAGGAAGUCCACCCUCGGUAUCUUCAGCCUCAACCUCCGGCACCGGAAGCAACACGCUCCUCGCGCUUCAGCUUCAGGCAGGGGAGCCGAAGACAGCUUCUUCUCUAAUCUGAACGAAGAAGACGAUACAGACCAGAUGUACGAUAAGCUGUUUGACAAGUACGGAAAAGUGGUCUUUAGUAGAAGUGACAAAAAGUCUCCAAGUGCUGAAGUUGAUGAUGAUGCCGAAAGCUUAUCUUUUGCUGUUGCCAUGGCGAAGGUCGCCAGUGAGGUAAAGGCUGCAGAUAUUAGAGUACUCUUCGUGAAGCCAUUGGUAUAUUGGACUCGCUUCUUCAUCAUUGCAACUGCAUUUUCUCGGCCGCAGAUAGAUGCCAUUGGGUCAAGAAUCAGAGAUUUAGCAGAGAACCAGUAUGGGAAAGUUCCAUCUGGGGACACGAAGCCCAACUCAUGGACUUUAUUAGACUUUGGUGACGUAGUUAUCCACAUAUUUCUUCCUCAACAGAGAGCUUUCUACAACUUGGAAGAAUUCUAUGGGUGGUGUCUACCGAACCUAGUGUUUCAAGAGCAGCAGCAUUGCAUCUUAAAGGUACCCCCAGCACGCUUUGGGUUGACUGCAAGAUUUUAUUCGCAGAGCUCUGUCGCCUGGAUGUGUGGCAUGGCAUGGAUGGAACAAGCAGGAGUGCUGCAGUUUCGAAAGGUUCAUAAGUAUUGUAAACUAAUCGUUGCAGACACUUCGAAAGGCUGCAGUUCUUAAUUAACAUUGAAGGAGUCUUUCUCAGUAGCCUGGAGACAUUCGACUUGUAUGUGGUUGGUGACUAUGAUAUAUAUAUAUAUAUAUAAUUAAGGCCAUCAACUGUA
Messenger RNA from Punica granatum (pomegranate), 1879 nucleotides. The record is from RefSeq and is a predicted model, not a curated record. NCBI's taxonomy places the organism in Eukaryota, Viridiplantae, Streptophyta, Magnoliopsida, Myrtales, Lythraceae.